This is a messenger RNA of Peronospora matthiolae, 549 nucleotides long. The record is from the annotation of a GenBank genome assembly. Lineage: Eukaryota; Oomycota; Peronosporomycetes; Peronosporales; Peronosporaceae.
AUGUUCAGCAGCACCAAGAUCUUCGCUUUGUACGCUGUCGCUAUGGCCGUUUCCAACCGUGGCGCACAUGCUGAAAAAGCAGUCGCCGAGACGUUUGGACUACUCGGUGGUCACGGUGUGGGUGUAGCCGUCCCGGGUGUUGCAAGCGUCGGUGUCGCAGCUCCCGGCUACGUAGGCGUGAAUGGCCUUGGUGUUGGUGUCGGCUUGAAUGGCCCCGGUGUCGGUGUCGGCUUAAAUGGCCCCGGUGUCGGUGUCGGCUUAAACGGCGUUGGCCUCCGUGUCGGCCAUGGCGGAUACCCCGAUGGUGUCGGUUUGAACGGCGCUGGUGCUGACAUCGGCGUUGGUGCGGACGUUGGCGUUGAUGCUGACGUUGGCGUCGGCGGGUAUCCCGGUGGUGUCGUGUAUCCGGGCACCGUCGAUGUGACUGGCAACCCUACAGUCGGCGCUCAUGAUGUCAACGUGAAGACCGGCGGGGGGCAACGGCGGCUCGAGCGAGACUGUGACUGUGACGAACGGCGAUGGCACCAGUACCGGAACGGCCUCCACUAG